GACAUUUAUCCAUGCCUAUUGUAGUGCAGGGAGAAUGCAAGAAGCCGAGGAUAUGAUAGUAAAGAUGAAGGAAGAAGGUGUUCUGCCAGAUUCCCUCACCUAUACCUUAUUGAUUGAUGCAUAUGGAAAUCUAGGCCUGACAUAUUCUGCAUUUGAUGUCCUCAAGCGCAUGUUUGAUGCCGGGUGUGAACCGUCUCAUCGGACAUUUUUAUCUCUGAUCAAACAUCUGUUGAACAAAAAGUAUGUGAAAGAGAAAGGUGCUGUAACAGGACUUUAUCUGGUGUCUAAUGUUGUUGAUGCAUCUGAUACAUGGAAGAUGAUGAAGUACGAUAUCAUCGUUGAAUUUUUCGAUAAAAUGCUGAAACUUGGUUGCAGCCCUGAUGCCAAUACCUAUGAGAAGAUGAUAAUAGGGAUAUGCAAAGUGGGGAAUCUAGGAGUAGCACAGAGAGUGUUUGAUCGAAUGCAAAUAGAAGGAAUAUCUCCGAGUGGGACAAUCUUUAAUGCUCUUCUUAGCUGUUGUUGCACAAUGAAGAAGUACGGGGAAGGAGUUGAGCUCGUGGAUGAUAUGAUUCGUAGUGGCCACUUACCGCAACUAGAGUCUUGCAGAAUUUUAAUUUGCGGACUUUACGAAGAAGGGGACAAAGAGGGAGGUCUCUCAGUUUUCCAGAGUCUGCUACCAUGUGGGUAUUAUCACGAUGAGAUAGCUUGGAAAAUUAUCAUCGACGGGUUGUUAAAGCAGGGUCUUGCAGAGGCGUCCUCUGAACUGUUUAACGUCAUGGAGAAAAGUGGAUGCAACUUUAGCCCUAGAACAUAUUCAAUGCUGAUAGAGGGGCUAGAUGCAACUUGAUACAGAUUCUUCUUCUCUCUUGUUUCAUUGAAGGUUUUGUUCGAGUUUGAGAUAGAGCACUGUCUCCUCUCCUUUUACUAGUUGAGAUGGAGGCUCAUGUACAUAGGUGAGGAGAUGGGCAAAGCCCAUGUCUGAAAAUGCAGGGGAAACUUUUUGAUAGUGAUCGGAUAUACUCAAUCUGCUGGGCCGAGCUCCUCUGCAGCGAAAAUCCUCAGAAAGGCCGAUAAAAGAAAACAAUGAGGGAUAGAGGGUGAAAUCACUACAUGGGUUGCUAUGGACAGAAUCAACGGGACACGAUGAAGAGUGGGGAGACUCGGUGGUAGUGUCCAAACUGAGGGCAGGAGGUGAAUAAGUCACACAUUUAUACGUGAGGAGGAGCCCUUCAAGCCUCUGUUUAGAACUCGCAAUCAGAAACCGAUUCUCUUCAUCCACUUGAUCUUGUUCAUGUCCAAGCAGUGAGAGAU
This is a messenger RNA of Tarenaya hassleriana, 1311 nucleotides long. Its product is annotated as pentatricopeptide repeat-containing protein At5g65560-like. The record is from RefSeq and is a predicted model, not a curated record. Gene Ontology annotation, molecular function: protein binding. Lineage: Eukaryota; Viridiplantae; Streptophyta; Magnoliopsida; Brassicales; Cleomaceae. The coding region runs from base 35 to 847 and encodes 270 amino acids. The transcript has 2 exons.